CACCGCGCGCGCACACACACACACGCACACACCAGCAUCGCGACUAUUCAAGCCGAACGAUGACAUUCACACAGAGACGACACACAAUAACAGUUAUUUGACAACUUCCGACACCCCGCACCUUCACCUCGCCGGUCCUAGCUGCAAGAGCCCCCGGUCUAACUGUCUGUCCCGACCUCCUCCCAGCACAUCAGGCCCUCCAGUCCUACAGCGGGACCAUGAUGCUCAGCAGCUCCGUGGAGGUGCCCAGCCCUGGCGGGAUGAGCGGCCUCGGCGGGCUGAGCGCAGCGGCCCGGAACGUGGUGCGCUCCUCUAGCAUCUCGGGGGCCAUGUACAACCUGGAGAAGAGUCCCGGCAGCGGAGGCCCUGACACCACGUCUUUGGCCGGUAACAAGAAGCGGCGCUCCAGUCUGGGCGCCAAGAUGGUGGCCAUCGUGGGGUUGUCGCAGUGGAGCAAGAGCACGCAGCAGCUCCACCAGCAAGAAGGUGGGACGAAGAAGCUCCGCAGCACCAUCCGACGGAGCACGGAGACCGGCAUCGCCGUGGAGAUGAGGAACCGAGUGACACGGCAGGGCAGCAAGGAAUCAACCGACGGCAGCACCAACUCCAACAGCUCUGACGGAACGUUUGUCUUCCCUACCACGCGCCUGGGGCCCGAGAGUCAGUUCAGUGACUUCCUGGAUGGACUCGGCCCCGCUCAGAUCGUAGGCCGGCAAACGCUAGCUACACCCCCCAUGGGGGAUGUCCAUGUAGGCAUGGUGGACAGAGGAGGGCAGCUGGAGGUGGAGGUCAACCAGGCCAGAGGGUUGAUCCCUAAACCCGGCUCCAAGAACAUCCCAACAACAUAUGUAAAGGUGUAUGUCCUGGAGAAUGGAGUGUGCUUAGCCAAGAAGAAAACCAAAGUAGUGAAGAAGAAUCUGGACCCCACCUACCAGCAGGCUCUGUUGUUUGAUGAGAGUCCUCAGGGCAAGGUCCUACAGGUAAUAGUCUGGGGGGAUUACGGGCGUAUGGACCACAAGUGCUUCAUGGGAAUGGCCCAGAUCCUCCUGGAGGACUUGGACCUGUCGGCCACAGUCAGUGGCUGGUACAAGCUUUUCCCUACCUCCUCCUUGGCAGACCCCAGCAUCGGACCCCUCACCAGACGCCUCUCCCAGUCCUCCCUGGAGAGCGCCACCAGCCCCUCAUGCACCUAGACACCCCAGUAUAACCCUCCCCACAUGCACGGGCACAGGCAGAGUCAUGCAGACACGGCCACACGUACUGUAUACACACAACUACUGUAUUUGAAGUGCAAGACAGGUAGGCAUACACGCAUAUACCCAUCUGCACAUAAUAACUGAUCUCAUCAAGACAAACACACACACUCACACGCUGACAUUCCACUUUUUGCCAUAUUCUCCACAUUGUCAGUAUUCUUAGUUGAACAAAACUAAUUUACCAGAAACAUGUAGCAUUGUUUCACCCAUGACAUUUCAACAUUUCUCACAACAUGACACGACAAACCACCGGACGACAUGUUCUGCAUUCCAACGUACCAGAUCUCCGUGGCAUGACUCAUCCCAGGGCCACCCCGAUGCCAGUUUCUAAACUCUCUAUGCCAAACUUAAGAAAAAAUAACCUUUAUUUUUUAAAACCAAAGCAAUUGUUAUUGUUGUUAUUCCUAUAAGUAGUAGGUGAAGUAGUAUACAAUAUAAAGUAUGGAUAUGUAGCAGAGUCUAUGACUUAGAUGUAAUGCAAAAAAAAAGAAGAUACAUUCUACACACAUGAGCUGAGAAGGGCAGGUCACACACAUAAGCAUACCUGGGCAGCAGGCUUGGAUGUUCACAUAAUGGCUAUUAUGUGAGGUAGCAACACUGCUAUUCUAUAAUUUUCACAGGGCAGAGUUUAUAUACAGACAUACAUUAUAUAUAAAUAGAUAGAUAAAUACUUAUUUGUGUUUACGUACGUAUCGGCUGCAUUCUGCAUGUUUGCUUGCAACCCUCGUAGAGACAUUUUAAAAGUGCUUGACUCUUUUUAUUUAGCUUGCCUUGACCAAUGUAACGGGAGUAUAGUGCUACUUUACUUUGCGAUCCGGUGACAGGGAGAGUGCCGUCAUCGCCAUCUGCAGCAGAGGAGAACAAAUUAGUCGGCCGGCCCACACAUUCGCAGAGGAACAAAUUUUCCGGAUCCUGCCUUCAUCUGGAGAGGGAAGGGCUGUCGUACCUCGAGGCACUCGGGGGGUUCUUGUGCUCCACGUUCAGGGGGUGCCACACUCUCUCUCCCUCUAUAUACCAGCACCUAGACUUGUUUGAACUUUCCCGCUGAUCUUUUUUGGUUUUCUUCGCACUCUUCCUGAUUGACGAAGGAGGCAGGCAGGCUGGCGAGCGUGCCUCAUGCCUCUCUCCGCGUCUGGUCAGAUCACAGCCAGACAUCCAAGCGCAGGCAAAGACACGUACAGGAAUGGUACCACCUAUGACCUUUAAAUUCUCUUUGGUCACUCCUCUCUGUCACACUGACUGUAACUGAACCUUUUUUAAAUGUUUUUUUUUUUUUUUAAACUGAAUAUUCACCCCAGUAUUCCUUUGCUAGCAGGGUGAUUGUUAACCUGCCAUAUACGGUAGUUUUACUUGUUUCAGGUACAAUAUGUCAAAACUAUCCGGUGUUUAAUUGUUCUUAUUUUAUAUUUACAGUCAGGCAGCGUGUGUUAAAAAUGGCACUUUAAUGUAAUUUUUUUAAUUAUGUUUUAAUUAUAAACCUGCAGUGGUUGACCACUUUUUAAAUGAUUUGUUAGGAUUUUGUCACACUGCAUUGAUCAUCUCUGUUAGAAAUGAGCGCCAGCAUGAAAGUGUAACUUAAGUUCAUAAUGAGUCGAAGUAUAAGGGCCAAUUCAAACAGCUGAAACGGGUCAGUAAAGCCUGUUGCAUUGGAUUUUACUGUUGGUUGACACAUCAAUCUGAGCUGUCAAAGAGCUUCAUUGCAAAGAAAAUACCUGCUUGGAAAAAAAAAUCUGCAUUAAUUCUUAAAGCAACACGGUGUAACUUUUACUGAGCAACAGCGCCACCUGCAGCCACACAGGGGGGGGGGGGGUAUUCUGUUGGGUUCCAUGUCUGAGCGAUUAAGUUGUUUUUAUGUCCCACUAACUGAACUGAAACGCUGAGCGGUGGAUAUUACCCAUGAUCCACAGCUUCCUGAACCAGGAAGUAUUCUUCACAUUUUAACAUUUUCCUUUUUAAUGACUUCUAAGUCUCUUUAACUGAUCAACAGUUCGGGCAAGAACAGACGUUAAGGGUGAGGAGUGGGACUUAAGGUGGCACUAUUCUUUCUAGUCCAAGUUAGUGAACCUUCAGACUAAGCUGCUGUUUUAAGGUGAAAGUUGCAAAGUGUGGUUUUAAAAUGGGAGUUUUCCAAGGACAAAUACAGUUACAGGUUUUGAAAUUGUUUUAACCCACAAAUGUCUUUCUCAACAAAGGUAUCACUGACCUGUUGGCUGUUUUAGUUAAAUGCGGAAUGGUUGAGUAUUCACUGACAACGCGACAAACUGAGCUGUUAUCAUUUAACGUUUACUUUAAGAGUAUUUAUACCUGUCUGUGUUUUGAAUCUGUCGCGAGACCAACACGAGGGAUAAAGCCACGAAAGGCUUUCGUAGUUCAGCGACGUUAUGAGAGCCGACAGUCUCAAGCUACACCCUAUGAAAAGCUUUUGUGUGUGUGUGUGAGAGCUCGCAUUUGGUUUUUAUCGCAACCAUAUAUUCUGUCGUCUGCUAACAACUUUCCUUCCUUUGUUUGUUGUUCGGCAAAGAACGGGAUAGUCCGAGGCAUUUCGUCUUCUCGGCUCCUCAGACCAACACAAUUCACAAUUCAGCGCCCCUUGAACAUCGGAAAAAGGGGACCUCUGGUAUUCUUGAAUAUUUUGGGGGUGAGCGUGAUGGUUAUUUUUAGACCCCCCCACACACACACAUCACGUAUACAACCUUUUAUUUUUCUUAAAAGAACCACCAAAGUCUCGGUUCCAAUUUCCUUGCUGGAUCUGUACUUGUAUGGUCAUGUAUAUGAAGUAAUUUCAUGUACAUUAUUGAUUUGUAUUGAUCUAUCUUUCUGUGGACAGCUGGCAUGAUGUAAAAACUCUAGGUAUUUGCCCACACUCUCUUUGGUGCGCACAUUUUGUGAUGGCAGAAAGACAGGUUGGAAAUACAACAAUUUAAAGUACUUUUUAAACCUGUAGAACAUCGCCGCUCAAUGUUUAGUCCUUGGAAAAUUCUAUGAAAAAACUGUUGAUAUUGUUUUCAAUGUGAUUUCUGAAGCUUGUACGAGACCGUCUGUGUCCGUUUGCUGUGUCGGGUAACCCCAGAAAACACUCUCAGAUCUGGUUAUAGUAUAAAGUGAUGUAUAAUUAUCCUAUCAGAGGUGUAUUUAUAGAGAGCGGAUCUGCCAAAUUUCGUCCAGAUCCUUUUUUAUCCCUGCAGCCAAAAGGACAAGUUGAAAUAUUGCCUUUUCUUCUAAGUGUAGUGUGGGUGUAGUGAAGUUUAGAUCUUUUGCAUAUAUGCAUAAUGAGCAGCGAGCCAGCAACAUGUGAGUGGGAGAUUUAAAAAGUGUAAAUAUUUAUUUAGGAGAAGGGUUUUCGGAUAUGAGCAUUAAAUCUUCAUUAUCUUGUUAUGGCAUUUAACAUAGUUUAGAAACUUUACUAAAACAUGUUCUCACAACAUGGUCACACACUCAAAUUGUUAACCAACGUAAAAAGAAUCUCUUAGUACAAUUGGUAAAACACAUUUAAAUUCAAAAUUUCAAAUUAAAGCUAUCAAUUGUGUUUAUAUAACUUGUUAACCUUAAUUUGAACAAACUUAAAUCCUUUCUGUAGCUGUGCCUCACUGAAGUUGGUGUCUUUUCAGUGUAAUACUUGUGUUGCACAUACUCUACUGUUUAGAGUGAGUUAAAGAACUGUAGGUGGUUGGAGAGUUUACAUUGUAGCAAAAUUAUGCUUUCGUAUUUUUUUUUUUUUUUUUCAAAUGGGAAGGUAGAUGCACAAAAGCAGGUUGGUUAAUGGUCUGAAGUGUUCGGAGCAGUUUAUUGGAGCACGUAGAGCUCGGCACAGUUGGAUUCAGCUCGGGUUUAAAUGUGGCUCAGCUGAGAUUUGAAUGUAAAAGGCUGGAUGAUGCUGGAAAUGUAAAACCCGCAACACUUGCUUGUUCCCCCCCCCGUAAAGACCCUCAUUGAACAUUCCAUUCUGCCCCGAGCUCAAAACUUAACUAAUGCAUCUUCAAUCAACCCCCGAGUCGUGUCUUGAGCUCUAUGUCGAAGAUGUAUUUUAUUUUUGUAAGAAGAGUGGUAUCAUUCGGAGAACGAAGGAAGAAGAGUUGGGAGAGGCGCAGCGGGCAAAAGCUGCCUUUAGACUUUAGGGGAAAAUGAGGGCUUGUCAGUUUACAAUGGCCUUACUUUGUGUAGGAGACAUUGCUUCACUAUUGUAGCACACAACUGAAAGUUUUGACAAAUGUAUUUUGCUUGAACUAUUGUACUGAAGUUAUAUAUCUGUGUAUAUGUAUAGUUUUACGAAUGUAUUUCUUAAUCCUUACACCAGAGCUGAGUAUAAUUUGAAUUGUUUUUCGUCACCUUUCUUUGCUAUACUGUCUCUUCGAAGUCUUUCCAGGGGACGUCACCUGUUUAGGCAGGCCCCUCCCCUUCUUACUCUUAUCCUCUGCGUGUUCAUUUAAAGAGAGCACCUCUGAUGUUGAAAUGAGCAUGACUUAUGUCUUGGCGAAAUGCAUUUCCUAUAUUUAUUUAAAUCGCCACGACGGGUUUCGAGUUAAAAAAAAGAAAAGGGAUUGAUCCCCCCCCCCCCCUGCACCGAUAACUUAUUGACUAAUCUAUCGAUCAGAUGGAGCUGGUUAGAUUUUUGUAUUUUGAACUAGAAAAUGUUUGCCGCAUGGUUCCUCCGAUGAUUUUCUUGUAUUUAAUCUUCCCGAUGGUAUGAUAACGAUGAUUCAUAAUUCAGAUAAUAACAUGUAACACAACCAAAAGGAUGAUGAUGUUAGUUUGACCCAGUAUCACGUUAUUAGAGAAUCCAAAUUUCAUGCAAAACAAAUAUGCUGUAUCUUUAAGUAGCAUGGACUUUAGCCUAGUUCUUCUGGCAAUAACCAUCAGCUGUGGCCCCCUCACUGUUUGCUGGGGGCCCCUCGAAAAUUGUCCUCAGCCGCUUUCUGGUUCCUUGUGGAGCUGGUGAUGUGGUUCCACUGUCGGCUGAUGACAAAGAGGAUAUUCAAUCAAAUUAAAUUUGCAAGCACCGAAGCAAUUCAGACUCAACAGAGCAUGCAAUGCAUUACGAAUAAUAACUUGCUAUUCCUAUGAUAGUCCCCAAGAGCUUCAAUUUAUGUAUUUAUUUUUUCAUUUUUUCGAAUGAAGCAUGCAUUCCAUAUGUCUGUUUACUAAUGUAGCAGGUGUCGCAGAGAACUAAAACAGACAUCACUGCUGAGUUGUGGGGGGAAAUUUGUUCAGCUGAUGAAUACGUCGGGUUUGUCUUCUUCCGCGUCUCUCCAUGUCAGUGAUCACAGCACAAGCUUCCUGAGUAGCCAUUCUGUUCUUUUAGAUGUCUGUCAGAUGACAUGAAGGCCACUGUAGCUUCCCCCUCCCCACUGUCAGGACAACCUUUAUCUUAUCAAGCCCAGCAAAGCACAACAUUGAUAUGGAUCCCCCAACAAGUCACUCUCCGAAGGGUUUUGAUUAUAUUUAAUGCACCGCCAUUAUAUUUCCAAGCACACAAAAAGGAGAUUGAUACCUUGGAAUCCAAUGUAAAGACGAAAGGAAGCGUCAAAAUAUUUGCUGGUGUUGGUAGAAGACUGGUUGUCUUUUCUAAACUGGCCUUAACCUUUCCACCGCGGAGUGUUCACACUACAUUUCAAAGGGUAAAGCGUAGCAGACUGUCUGAGGAGAAGUCGUUGCUGUUUAUGGCAAAGAAGGAAAAAAGGGAGCUGUAAUUUUAUACCUGUGCUUUGUAAAUGUUUUCUAUGUGCAGUAUUUGAUAAUGUAAAACUGGUAUUUUUGUGGUUUGUAUGCUGCAGAAU
Molecule: messenger RNA, 7030 nt
Organism: Platichthys flesus (European flounder)
Lineage: Eukaryota; Metazoa; Chordata; Actinopteri; Pleuronectiformes; Pleuronectidae
Gene: rims3
Product: regulating synaptic membrane exocytosis 3
Exons: 7
Coding region: 219-1193 (324 amino acids)
Biological process (GO): regulation of synaptic plasticity; regulation of membrane potential; positive regulation of synaptic transmission
Cellular component (GO): presynaptic membrane; cytoskeleton of presynaptic active zone
Molecular function (GO): small GTPase binding; transmembrane transporter binding
Source: RefSeq, a predicted model, not a curated record